Molecule: messenger RNA, 449 nt
Organism: Acinonyx jubatus (cheetah)
Lineage: Eukaryota; Metazoa; Chordata; Mammalia; Carnivora; Felidae
Product: 40S ribosomal protein S15a-like
Exons: 1
Coding region: 1-432 (143 amino acids)
Biological process (GO): translation
Cellular component (GO): cytosolic small ribosomal subunit; ribosome
Molecular function (GO): structural constituent of ribosome
Source: RefSeq, a predicted model, not a curated record
AUGAUUAAGCUCUUUCCGACAUUUUUCCAUGCCUCCAUGGUGGUAUGCAUGAACGUCCUGGCAGAUGCUCUCAAGGGCAGCAACAAUGCCAGUAAGAGAGGCAAACACCAGGUUCUUCUUAGGCUCUGCUCCAAAGUCAUCCUCUGGUUUCUAACUGUGAUGAUGAAGCGUGUUUACAUUGGUGAAUUUGAAAUGACUGAUGAUCACAGACACGGGAAGACUGCUGUGACCCUGACGGGCAGGCUAAACACGCGUGGAGUGACCAGCCCCAGACGUGAUGCACAACUCAAAGAUCUAGAAAAAUGGCAGGAUGAUCUGCUCCCGCCCUGCCAAUUUGGUUUCAAUGCACCAACAACCUUAGCUGGCAUCGUGGACCAUGAAGGAGCAAGGCGAAAACACACAGGAGGGAAAACCCCAGGAUUCCUUUUCUAGGGAGGUAAUGCACACAU